GAGAGUCGGAGCGCACACUGGUGGCAAUACAGCGCCGUCUCACCGCAGAAACCGAUCGUGAUCGGGUGCGUGUGUGUGUGUGUGUGUGUGCGUGUGUGUGCGUGCAACCGGAAGCGCCACCGUUGUGACAGGAGGUCAGCUGAAAAGUCGGGUGCCAGUAACCCGUCGUCAUGCAGGCCCGCUGGCUGACGGCGCUGGCGGCGCUGGCGGCGACGGCUGCGCUGGCGGCGGCCAAGUGGGAGCCGCCGCCGCCUCGCUUCACCUGUCCGGUCCGCGCCAUCGUGCACUUCCCGUGCGUCUGCACGGCUGGCGGCGACGUGGGCAUCCACAUGCGCUGCGACAACACCAACCUGGCGCAGCUCGGCGUGGCGCUGCGCAACGUGCGUGUGCCGAUCGACUCCCUGACGCUGUCCAAGUGCACCAUAUCGCGGCUUCACGGCGGCCUCUUCCACUCGGUGUCCGCGCGCACGCUGCGGAUCGAGGACACCCCGAUCCGCAGCAUCGGGCCCGACACGUUCGCCGGCAUCAACAGCACCCUGCUCAACAUCACCCUCUCCAACACACGGCUGGCCGAGGUGCCCGUGGAGGCGUUCGCCCUGCUCACCAACACAUCCGUGCUGGAAAUUAUUGGCUCCGACAUCUCCUUCAUCCCCGAGGCGGCGUUCGGCGACAUGGGCAAGCUGACGGACCUCGUCAUUCAGAAGGCGAACAUCAGCUCGUUUCAUCCGAAGGCGUUCGUGGGACUCAGGAGCCUGAAGAAGUUGUCGCUGGCUUACAACAACCUGACUUCGUUGCCAACAAAGGCCCUGAAGUUCAACACGAGACUGAACAACUUGGACCUGGCGCACAACAACUUCGAGGAGCUUAAGUCACACUUUUUCAAAGAUUCCAAGCAGCUCGUUUGGUGCAACAUGUCACACAACGCGAUCAACAGUCUGGGGCGGGGCACAUUUAGCAGGAACGGCCAGCUGGGUUACCUAGACAUGGGCCACAACAAAAUGACGAGCAUUGGAGCUAACGAGUUUCGAUCGAUGCGUCUCAUGCGGCGACUAUUCUUCAACGACAACAACAUCACCCGGGUGGGGAGAGGCGCUUUCAGGGCCAUUCGGAGGGUGGGUACUUUGGACUUCGCUCGGAACCAGCUGAAAGUGAUCGACUACCAAAUGUUUUACGAGCUGGAGUAUCUCGAGGUGGUCAAUAUGCAAGAGAACCAAAUCACCGAAGUCCAGGAGAAGUCGUUCAAGGACUUGUACUUGACGUCUAUAAAUAUCAGUCACAACCAGAUCACGGAGAUAAGCGAAAACGCCUUCAUCAACUGCAACAACAUGACGUUCCUCGAUUUGAGUUAUAACAACCUUACCGGGCUCCGUGACGAUACAUUCGACGAUACCUCGGACCUGACCGAGCUCCGGCUUCAAUACAACUUCCUGACGAACAUGUCGCAAAUACCGUUUGAAAAGUUCUCCCUUAUUCGAAUUCUGAACGUGUCGCACAACAUGAUUCAGGAGAUACCAAGACGGACGUUCCCGGACCUGUACGAACUUCAUACGAUAGACGCCAGCCAUAACCAAAUCAGUAAGAUCGCCAGCACCGUUUUCACCACGCUUUUCUCGUUACGGCACCUGGAUCUCAGUCACAACCUGAUGGAGGAGAUGAAGGGCUCCACACUGGGCACGCUGCCCUCCCUCCUGGACGUCGACGUCAGCCACAACCGGUUGCAGAAGGUGAGCGCCGCGACCUUCCGCGAGCUGAGCUCGCUCCGGGAGCUGCACAUCGAGCACAACCUGCUCGACAAGGCUGUCAGGAUCCCGCAGUCGCUCUCGAAGCUCUUCAUGUCCAACAACCUGAUCGCCAGCAUCCGGCCGGGCCGCAUUUGGCCCACGAUGAACUCGCUGAUAGAGCUGGAUCUCGACAACAACCUGCUGGCCGACAACCUCGAGUCGCGCUCGUUCGAGUCGCUGCGCACCGUGCGCUACCUGCACCUGCGCAACAACUCGAUCACGCUGCCGCCCUGGCAGGCGCUCGCCGACCUGACAACGCUGCAGCAUCUCUACUUGGACGACAACAACAUCACCACUAUCGGCCGAGGCGCCUUCGGAAAGAUACUCGUGUUGUUCGAGCUGACGAUGCGGCGGAACGGCAUCACGAACGUGGCGCAGCGGGCGUUCGAGCAGAACCAGCAGCUCAUCAACCUGACGCUGGCCGAGAACAACAUCGACUUCAUCCCGAACGAGGCAUUCAAAGGUCUUGUUGCGCUCAACAAACUCGACCUGUCCCAUAACAAUCUGGUCCAGAUGAACAACAAAACGCAUGGCCUUUUCGAUGACUGUCUUUCUCUCAGAAAGCUGAACCUGUCCUACAACAAGAUCUCGCAGAUCCACAAGAAGACGUUUCCGUACAGCAAGUGGGUGCCGUAUCGUCUGGAGGAGUUGGACCUCUCUUCCAACAGGAUGGCCGUCAUCGGCCGUGACUUCACCACAGGCCUGAAGGACUUGAAGAAGCUCAGUUUGGCCAACAACUCACUCAUCGAGACCAGACAGUAUGUUAUGGGUAACCUGACAAAGCUGCAGGAACUGGACCUGUCCCACAACCAACUGACUCACUUCCCUGAGAACUCCAUCGGACCAAAUCCAGUCCAUGCUGAAGCUGAAGCUGAGCCACAACUUCUUGCUCAUGCUGCCGAUGGAGGCGCUGUCCACAAUGAAGAACCUCACGCUGCUCGACGUCUCACACAAUCGGAUCCGUCGCUUCUACGACCAGCUCAUGCCAUGGAUCGAGAAUGGCACGCGCGUACUAUACCACGGUACGCUGCGCUGACCAAAAAAACAGAUGAUCGAAACCAGAUGCGCUGCGACUGCAGCCUGCGCCCGCUGCGCUACUGGAUGGAUGACCGCAUCUUCGACCCGAGCUCGCCGUGGCACCACGUGACCUGCGACUCACCCGAGGACGUGCGCGGCCAGACGGUGACGGCGCUCGACGUCAAAACGCUCACCUGCAUCGGACCGGAGCAGGGUGGCCAGCGCUAUCGCCAGAAGCCCGACAUCAUCUUCCGCAGGGUCGACAGCCGCGAGGACGGCUCGCUCGACCUCUCCUGGUACGUCAACACACGCGAGGACAUCGGCGACUUCGUGGUGCUGGCACGCGCGCUCAACGAAACGCGGCCCAGCUUCACGGAAGCCGUGACGUACAUGGAUCGGCGUGCGCACGUGGCGCGGCUCGGCGCCGGCCAGCGACACCUGGUGUGCGUGCGCGCGCUCACCUCCAGUGGCGGCCUGCGGCCCUACGUGGACGGCCAGUGCCGCACCGUGUCGCCGGCGCCGGCGCUCCGCGCCACGUUCGCACUCGUGGCGGCAGCGCUGGUGGGGUGGAGGGCGCUGCUCUAGCCAGCUGGACGACCCAUGCAGCACCAGCGUCCCCGGCAGCGCAGCGGCCAGGCCUGGGGCUGCUUGCGCGGCACGCUCGGAUCGAGAAGCUUCGCGUGCCGUGAGUGGAGGGGUCUGCGCAGCGGCAGGUCCUGACAUCUCCCAGAGAGUGCUAGUCGUGGCACAAGACGCGCCCUGAGGUCCGGGGUGCGCCACGCAAUGGCUCCUACACUGUUCGAGCCUAAUAUCACGAGACAGACGACAGACGCAUUGAGCACGCCUGACCGGACGACCGAGCCGAGGCGCAGUUGGCCAAGGCUCGGUUUCGGCGGGGCCAGACUGGGCUCCCGCCUUCGGUCCACGUCCGAUCUGAGGCCGUGGGACGCCGACCACGCGGACCGGGGUGCCAGUCAUGCGGCGGUGGCCGAAGUGUCGGCGGCCACGGCUGGCAGCCGCGAGGUGGGGAAGCGUGGCGUCUAGUCAUGAUUGGCGAUAGAGUCCUAGCACAGCGACAGCAAUGCUUCGAUACCGAAUGCUCUUAGCGAGCUCCCCACUGCACACCAUCUGGCACUUGACGGUAAACAGUGAGCGACAUGUCAGUAGAAUAUUUAGUAGUGCUAUUGGACCAGGUUGUUUACAUGACUGCAGUACCACGCAGCUCAUUCGUUGAAGACCGCUGCGCAUGGCUGUCAGCCUAGCUGCCGUGUUACAAGAGCAGAUGCUCAAGUGCAAUUCGUAACGAAAAUGUAAAUAUAUGUUACAAAUGCAUAAACGUGUG
Pollicipes pollicipes is the source of this 4140-nucleotide messenger RNA. Its product is annotated as chaoptin. The record is from RefSeq and is a predicted model, not a curated record. The transcript has 8 exons. Gene Ontology annotation, molecular function: protein binding. Lineage: Eukaryota; Metazoa; Arthropoda; Thecostraca; Pollicipedomorpha; Pollicipedidae. The coding region runs from base 171 to 3383 and encodes 1070 amino acids.